Messenger RNA from Gadus chalcogrammus (walleye pollock), 880 nucleotides. It is a transcript of the gene mrpl41, whose product is annotated as mitochondrial ribosomal protein L41. Gene Ontology annotation, biological process: translation. Gene Ontology annotation, cellular component: mitochondrial large ribosomal subunit. The transcript is spliced from 2 exons. NCBI's taxonomy places the organism in Eukaryota, Metazoa, Chordata, Actinopteri, Gadiformes, Gadidae. The coding region runs from base 147 to 554 and encodes 135 amino acids. The record is from RefSeq and is a predicted model, not a curated record. Gene Ontology annotation, molecular function: structural constituent of ribosome.
AUGGUUCACAAUAAGUAAGCGACAAUCCUAUUGGUUCAGAAGGACACAUUUCAGCCAAUCAUUGUGUGUGUUGUUCCGGGGUUAGCUGCUGUCAAGUCGUGCUCAAGGGUCCGCUUGUAUAACAAGGUGACCCACCCUUAGGCGAGAUGGGUGUCCUAUCGACCCUGGCAAGAGGGCUGCUCAGAGGCGCUGACCGGAUGGCUGAAUUCACCAGCAAGAAGGGCGCCAGGACACACAACAAGGGCCGGACCGCCCGGCCCACCGGCCUCCGGCUGUCCAGCGCCAAGUUCGUCGCCGUGAAGGCCAUGAUCCCGGAGUUCGUGGUGCCCAACCUGGAGGGGUUCAAGCUGAAGCCCUACGUGUCGUACCGCACCCCCGGGGGAACCGAGGCUGCCCUGACGGCAGAGAGCCUCUUUGCAGAGGUUGUCGCGCCGCAGAUUAAAAGUGACUUUCAGAAGGGCAGCUUCAGUAUGGACCAGUUGGAGAAGUAUGGGUUCGAACCCUCACAGGAUUCAAAGCUAUUCAAGCUGUUCCCUAAAAACUCUGUACGUUAAAGUUGUGCGUCCCAUUUUGUUCAGUAUUAAGGAACUUUUUUUUUCUCAAGUUGUACACCAUCUAUUAUCGUUAUUUUUGUACCCAAAUAAAUUGAGUGCAAAAGUCACAGAAUGGCAAAUUAUUUGUUAUGUAAACAUGCCAGCAGCAAGCAGCACUCUUAACCUGUGAAUGUAAAUCAAUGAUCUCAGAAGAAGAAGUCCUUUUAACUAGUUUGUUGACUGUUUAUAUUAGAUUAUGGAAGCAUUUGAUACCAGAGAGUGUGCUAGUACGAUAUAAUAACGUAUUGUAGAUUCUGACAUCGAGACGCCCUAGUUGUCAAGUGAAG